AUGGAGAAUUACGAAAAAAUCGAGAAAAUUGGAGAGGGUACCUACGGUGUCGUGUAUAAAGCCAGAGACCUAGCCCACUCCAAUCGUAUUGUCGCUCUUAAGAAAAUUCGCCUGGAAGCCGAAGAUGAGGGUGUUCCCAGUACGGCCAUUCGCGAGAUUUCUUUACUGAAAGAGAUGAGCGACCCUAACGUUGUUCGGCUGUUCAAUAUCGUUCACGCCGAUGGCCACAAGCUCUAUCUUGUGAUGGAAUUCCUUGACCUCGACCUAAAGAAAUAUAUGGAAGCUCUCCCAGUCAGUGAGGGCGGUCGUGGAAAGGCCCUCCCAGAUGGGUCUAACAUGAAUAUGAACCGUAUGGGCUUGGGUGAAGCCAUGGUGAAGAAAUUUAUGGCACAGCUUGUGGAAGGCGUUCGCUACUGUCACAGCCACAGAAUUCUACAUCGCGACUUAAAACCACAGAAUUUGCUUAUCGACAGGGAAGGCAACCUUAAAUUAGCAGACUUUGGCCUUGCACGUGCAUUUGGUGUCCCGUUGCGGACUUAUACUCACGAGGUAUUUCUGUUUAUGCAGGGACGGGUCGUUACUCUGUGGUAUCGUGCUCCUGAAAUUCUCCUUGGUGGACGACAGUAUUCCACCGGUGUUGAUAUGUGGUCUGUCGGUGCCAUCUUUGCUGAGAUGUGCACUCGCAAGCCACUGUUCCCGGGUGAUUCGGAAAUUGAUGAAAUUUUCAAGAUCUUCCGUCUCCUUGGCACACCUGACGAGAAUACUUGGCCCGGUGUUACCUCAUUCCCCGAUUUCAAGCCCUCCUUCCCCAAAUGGAGACGCGACUCCAACGCGCUUGUCUCGGGUCUGGAGCCAGCUGGUCUUGAGCUGUUAGAAAUGCUUCUCGAGUAUGACCCGGCACGUCGAAUCUCAGCCAAACAAGCCUGUGCACACCCUUAUUUUGCCCAAGGUAGUGAAUUUUACUCCGGCCGCAGCCGCGUCAAUGGAUAUUAA
This is a messenger RNA of Talaromyces proteolyticus, 993 nucleotides long. RefSeq names its product putative cell division control protein 2 kinase. Gene Ontology annotation, biological process: regulation of gene expression; G1/S transition of mitotic cell cycle; protein phosphorylation. The record is from RefSeq and is a predicted model, not a curated record. The coding region runs from base 1 to 993 and encodes 330 amino acids. Gene Ontology annotation, cellular component: cyclin-dependent protein kinase holoenzyme complex; nucleus; cytoplasm. Gene Ontology annotation, molecular function: ATP binding; cyclin binding; cyclin-dependent protein serine/threonine kinase activity. NCBI's taxonomy places the organism in Eukaryota, Fungi, Ascomycota, Eurotiomycetes, Eurotiales, Trichocomaceae. The transcript is spliced from 4 exons.